Erythranthe guttata (spotted monkey flower) is the source of this 2904-nucleotide messenger RNA. The record is from RefSeq and is a predicted model, not a curated record. NCBI's taxonomy places the organism in Eukaryota, Viridiplantae, Streptophyta, Magnoliopsida, Lamiales, Phrymaceae.
AUUGAGUGGCGAAUUCCAUCAAAUCUAUCCGAAUGUUCACAACUUCAAAUUGUCGGACUGUCUCACAACUCCUUUAGUGGGAAGAUACCAAAAGAAAUCGGCAAUUUGGAAUUUCUUCUGAUUUUAGCUCUCGGGAGUAACAACUUAAAUGGUGUUAUCCCGUCCGAGAUUGGCAAUCUUCAGAACCUGGCUCAAUUUGGCAUUGAACGAAACCAAAUUAGUGGAACAAUUCCAGUCAGUAUCUUCAAUAUUUCUUCUCUCCAAAUUUUAAACCUACAUCACAAUCUACUGUCUGGAAACCUUCCAAAAGAUAUCGGGAAUCUUACAAAUCUCAAAUACUUGGACAUAUCAUUCAACAGCUUAAUAGGUGGUUUACCGCGAGAAAUUAGCAAAAUUUACCAACUGGGUACAUUAUCAUUAGGCUUUAACAACUUCACUGGUUUUAUUCCAUCGAAUCUCUUUAACAUGUCAAACCUUCAAGUUCUUAGUCUUCUAACUAAUAGUUUGUCAGGCAGUCUUCCAACUAAUUUGGAUCGUGGGUUACCUGCUCUUGAAGAACUAUAUCUCUUUAGAAACAAUUUAACUGGAGUAAUACCCGAUUCGAUCACUAACUGUUCCAAACUCAUAGUUCUCGAUAUCGGUCGUAACAACUUCACUGGUUUUCUACCUCAUUUUCUCGGUAACCUAAGAAUGCUUGAACGUCUAUCUAUAUUCGGCAACAAUCUAAGGACCGAAUCAACUUCUUUAGAAUUGAGCUUCAUAACUUCCUUGACUAAUUGCAGAUCUUUAAACGUGCUAUCAAUUGCUGAUAAUCCUCUAAAUGGAAUCAUCCCGGAUUCCGUUGGGAAUUUAUCUACCUCGUUGCAAUAUUUAUUUACCUACAAUUGCAAAAUUAAGGGUAUCAUCCCUGCACAAAUUGGCAAUUUAACCAACCUGGUGAAACUUUCUUUAUACAAUAACCAGUUGUCCGGUAACAUUCCACCCACUCUCAACCAUCUGCAAAAGCUUCAAGGAUUAGAUCUGCAGAGCAACAAUCUGACAGCUUCCAUUCCAAAUGGUAUUUGCGAUUUAAACAACUUGGUUAUUUUAUCUUUAAGCCAAAAUAAAUUCUCCAGUCGAAUACCGGAAUGUUUAGGAAAUAUCACAUCUUUAAGAAAUCUCUAUCUAGAAUCCAACAUGUUGUCUUCAAGCAUACCAUUGAGCAUGUGGCGCCUCAAAAAUAUGUUGGAGCUAAACUUAUCCUCAAAUUCCUUAACCGGAUUUAUACCUCCGGAAAUAGGUAAUUUAGUGUCAGCAACCUCUAUCGAUCUAUCAAUGAACAACUUGUCGGAUUCUAUUCCAAGCACAAUUGGAAAUUUAAAAUCUUUGAGUUAUCUGUCUAUGGCACAUAAUCUACUGGAAGAUUCUAUUCCCGAGACCGUGGGGAACAUAAUCAAUUUGGUAAGUAUAGACUUGUCUUACAAUAACCUCUCUGGUUCAAUUCCAAAGUCCUUGGAGGUACUUCAACACCUCGACUAUUUUAAUGUUUCUUUCAAUGCUCUAAGAGGAGAAAUUCCAACUGGUGGUUCUUUCGAGAACUUCACUGCGGAGUCUUUUAAGGGUAAUGAGGCAUUAUGUGGAAUUCCAAGGUUCCAUGUACCACUUUGCAACCAUAAUGUUUCGAAACACAAGUCAAGAAUGAGAAGGGCACACUUGGCUUUAUUUAUUCUUAUUGGAGUUGUUGCAUUUAUCUCGCUUCUCUCUUUAGUCUUCAUUUUCGUAAGAUACAGAAGAAAAAAUAACACAGUCGAGGGAAUUGAUGAGCUGGUUCCUACUGUACCAGAAAGAAUUUCGUAUUACGAACUCCUACAAGCAACUGAACAAUUCAGUGAGACCAAUUUACUUGGAAUGGGGAGUUUUGGUUCUGUGUACAAAGCCGUUCUAAGAGAUGGUAAUAUUUUCGCUGUAAAGGUCUUCAAUUCGCUAUCAAAAGCUUCUUCUAAAAGCUUUGAAGUCGAAUGUGAGGUACUACGAAACAUCCGCCACAGAAAUCUCACCAAAGUCAUGAGCAGUUGCUCUAACGAGGAUUUCAAGGCACUGGUACUUGAAUACAUGCCAAAUGGAAACCUCAACCAAUGGCUAUAUUCGCACAACUAUUGCUUGGAUCUAAUGCAAAGAUUGAACAUAAUGAUUGAUGUUGCAUGUGCGUUGGAAUAUCUUCACCAUGGCUAUUCGACUCUCAUUGUUCAUUGCGAUUUAAAGCCAAGCAACGUGUUGUUAGAUGAAGAAAUGGUUGCCCAUUUGAGUGAUUUCGGGAUAGCAAAAUUGAUGGGCGAAGGUGAGAGCAUUGUGCACACUAACACCCUAGCAACAAUAGGUUACAUUGCACCAGGUUAAUAUUCUCACUUUCACUCAUUCUACUUUUAGAUGUUUUUGAUUUAUUGAAUUAUACGAUUGUUUUUUUACAGAGUAUGGCUUGGAAGGGUUAGUUUCGACAAGGUGUGACGUUUAUAGCUAUGGAGUGAUGGUGAUGGAAACCUUUACGAGAAAAAGGCCAAGCGACGAUAUGUUCGGUGAAGAUUUAACCUUAAAGAGUUGGGUUCACAGCUCACUUAAUAAUAAUGAGUCAUCAAGUGAGGUUAUAGAUGCCAAUGUAUUAAAUACGGAAAACGAACAAGACUUUGAGAAAAACGUGCAAUGUGUGUCAUCAGUACUGGAGUUGGCUUUGAGGUGUUGUGCGGAAUCUUCUGGUGAUAGAAUAAACAUGAAAGAAGCUUUGGCAGAGCUGCAAAAAAAAGGUCGGUUUUCCCGCCGGGAUUAACCCUGAAACAAAAGAUUAUGCCCAAGUACCAUUGAUGCUGGUAAUACUGUUGUAAUUGUUGGAAUUAUUUCAAUAAUUAUGUGGGCUCACAUAUGUGACGUAAA